GCUUACAGCAGCUACACUAGCGCACAUGCCCCAAAAGACAUGUAUGGAUCUAAGCUUUUGUGCUAUAAAUAUUUUUCUAUCCUGGUCCGCAGGUUGGAGGUUAAGUAGGUUCAGGCUAAUCUUGAUUUGUGACCCAGCUUCACACGUAUUGGUACUGAGGUUAAGCCCUUUUCCGAUGGCUGCUGCAUCCAGCGGGCUGUAAUGAAGCCCAAGCACGCUAGAUGGCCCCAAGAGAACACAGUGCUGCUUGGAAAUCAGAACUGAAAACUGCUGGCUUUGGAUUUAAAAACAAAUAUAUAUGUAUCUUCUCAUGAAAUUAUUUAGACUGAGUUUUUCAAGGGGACCAAGGAGCAAUUGGCACACCUGUCUUACAUGGGAAGCCCGAGAACUUAAAAUAUAGCAAUAGCACUGAAAUGUCUGAAAACAAUGAAAACUGAACAUCAACACUGAAAACUGAAAACAAUGUAGAGGAAUGUUAAAACCAGUAUUUUCUCAGGGAAGUCCAUGGACUAGCUGUACCCGUGGUGCUGUUUUCACUGCCAAUUUGUAAGAAUGGAGAUAACGAGGGGGGAAAACAUGAUUUUUUUUUUUUUUUUUUAGGUAGUUGUUUCACUGGAGAAUUAGUGCCCAGUUUCAGUAACAGGAUGGCUGAGUAGCUUUCUUGCCCACCAUGUGUAAUAGUGCACUCUACAAUGAGCUGUGAGGAGGUUUUGGAGCCUGAUGGUUUGUACAAUCAGCACUGUGUGCUGCCAAAUCGCAACUGGGAGGUCUGGCCCUUAUUGUGGUUUUUGGCCUUGAUGAAUGCCAUUAAAAUACAGGAGACUGAAGCAGACUCGUUUUAGGACAAACAAAAAACAUAGAUAGGCCUGGUUAACUACUUGGGAUCAGAAGAGUUUUGGGCUUUGGACUUCAGGAACCUGUUGAGCAUUAUAUUACCAUCCAAGUCAAUCUACCAUCCCCAUGGCUAAAUAAGAGGUGGCCAGGAGUGAGCCCAGGGGUGACUUUUAGCCCUUCGACAUAGGCUGUGAACCAUACUACAUGUCUUCUUUAGGCUUGGGUCCCCAGCAGGAUUUAUCUCUGCGUCAAGGAAGAUUACAGAUAAUAGGAUUUGCUUCUUGGAGGCUCUUGGCAUGUUUGGUGAACACCCUGCACAGUGCUGUCUUAAAGGAGAAUAUGGACCCUACUAUUCAUCACAUUUUUCUUCUUCUUGUGGCCUUCCACAAGAUAAACCUUUCUAUUUCAUCUUGUGUCACAGGAUGCUCUUGUUCUCAAGACAGUUUUGGAAGGUAAGAGAGCUAGUUACCUUAGCUGUAGCAUCAGUGAAGCAGCUGAGAGAUUUCUAUAUAUGUAUUCCUAUACAUAUUUGUUGUUGUGAUGGGGACCAAAACCUUGCGGCCUCAUGGUAUGCCUUUGCUAUAACUAAUACUGCAGAUUACUAUCUUGAAGAUACAAUUAUGAGAUCUCUUUUGUUUCUUUGAGAUAUGUAGUUGUGUGUCUAACAUUUUUUUAAUGCUUUUUAAAAAUUAUUUUAGUAGUAUUCUUAGUGGGAAAAAUGGGUGUAAAACUGAACUGAAGGAUGGAUUCAGUGCUUCUGCAUGCCAUGAAAGCAAUGCUUCGUAAUUCUUCAUGUGCUUGCAGACCGAUGUAGCGAACUGAUUUGUUAGCCACGAAAGUGGUAUGUGACCUAGAGAAUUUUCUUGUUUCCUCCUCAGGAGUUUACUCUGCAUGUCUGCACUGCUGAGGAAGAUUCCUGAAAGCAUCCCUCAAGACAUUAGAAAAAUUAGAAUAGAAAACUCUCACCUAACAGAAUUGCCUCGCGGGUCAUUUGCAAACAUUAGUGCCUUGGAGUAUCUCUGGCUCAAUUUCAACAACAUCACGGUGAUGCACAUGAAAAGUCUGGAAUACCUGCCGGCUCUGAAGGAGCUGCGCUUGCAAGGGAACAAAUUAAGUUCAGUGCCAUGGACAGCAUUUCAAGACACCCCAGCUCUGAAAAUUCUGGACCUGAAGCACAACCGGCUGGAUGUCCUUCCAGAACACGCGCUCCGCUAUCUGCCCAACCUGACCUAUUUAGAUCUAUCCUCAAAUCAGCUUACUGUCAUAUCCAGGGAUGUCUUCUACAGCUGGCCUAUCUACCAGAGAAGCCAGAGGGCGGCAGGACAGGGAGAAGCUAUUUCCAACGUUGUCCUGGCCCUCCAUGACAACCCGUGGAUUUGUGACUGCCGCCUGCGGGGAUUUGUCCAGUUUAUCAAGUCAGUUGGCCCUCCUAUUAUUCUGAUGAAUUCCUAUUUAACUUGCUCAAGCCCAAAAUUCAGGGCAGGGAAGUUUUUUCAUGAAGUGGAGCUCAACAGCUGCAUGAAGCCGCAAACUUCAGCCCUUGACGCCAACCUGACAGUCCCAGUGGGGCUGAACAUCACCCUGACCUGCUUUGUGCGAGCCAGCCCUGCCCCGGCCGUCUGGUGGUCCUAUGCACUCAAACUUCUAAGGGCAUUUAAUGUUUCCACUCAGCCCAUCAGCGAGGAGACUGUCCGCUCUGACCUGCUGAUCCCGGCUGUACGGCCUGCAGAUGCCGGCAACUACACCUGCACAGCCGCCAACUUCUUGGGCAAUGCCUCGGUGGCCAUCAUGCUCCACGUGGGUACCCCACCAGCCUUUGCCACGCAGCCAAGCUGGGCCGCUGCCGCCCCAGUUGAGCCAGGUGCCCAUGUGGAGGUGCGUAUUGCCAAGCAGACGGUCUACGGCAUCACCCUGGAGUGGUUUGCAGCGGCGGCAGUGGCAGAGCCAGGGGAGAUCUGGUACACACUGCUGGUAGGCCGCUACGACACCGCGCAGAAGGACGCCAUCUAUAUUGGCCCCGGUGUCAACACCUAUUCAGUGACCGACCUGCUGCCCGCCACCAAGUAUGAAGUCUGUGUGGCCGUCCGCAACCAAGCGCCCCGCAAAGGCCAGUGUGUUGUCUUUGUAACAGGCAGCGACGUCAGCCAGCUGGAGCAGCGCGAGAAGCUCAUCCACAUUGUUGUCAUUGUCUGCGCCAUGGUGUUGGCUGUGCCCGCUGGCAUGUACGCCUGCACUGCCGAGGCCCGUCCCGGCUGCCUGGCCCGCUGCCCUGCUGCCUGGCCCCGCCGCCGCCGUGGGGACAAGCCGCCGGGUGCUGGCAGCAAGGAGAGCACACUGGACAGCCUGCCUGGUGGCAGUCAGGAUGGACUCUGCCGUCCUGAUGGCGGCCGUGGUGCCCGGCGGCCCCCAGCACGCGAGGAGCCUGAGCGCCCUGGGAAGGCACGGCUGCCCCACAGGAACAGCGCUGACCUCUAUUAGCACAGUCCCUGUCCCAGCCAUACCUGUGGCUGCACGGCCUGGUGAAUGGUCUCCAUCCCGCUGGCUUUCUUGAGAAGGAGCAGUGAAAAUCCCCAUGUGGCACAGAUCUGGGGCAUGGUGCGGUGUACGGCCAGGAUCUUCAGUGGGCUCGGUGCCCCAGGACUGUGGGGCAUGCACCCCAGCACCCCGGGCUGCCCAGCACUGCCACAGAGCAACAUACAUUGGCACACACACACAUACUGAGAUCACCACUCAAUCAACCUAACAAACAACAUAGCAAAAACAUUUUGCAGUCACUUGUUAAGAAAUGUUUUAAAGCCAUGGAGUGGCUGCUUCAAUCUGGCAUGCAAAGAAAAAAACAGUAACAAAACCACAGACCCAACAGCUCAGUAGAAGCACAUGCAGUGACAGGCCAGAGCUGCCUGCUCUUCUCCACAUAAACUUUUUUUUUUUUUAAGUAUUUUUAUUAUUAUUUCUUUAUUUUCCCCACCCAGGAGGUGGUAAGUGUGGAGGCUGGUUUCAGCUCUGCCCUGUUCCAGGUGUGGACUUCUGCUGGCUGCCAAGUGGGAAAGUAAGAAGGUGCUGGUGUGGUUUGGGGUGCUUUCUUGUUUGUUUUGAAUUUUCCUUUGUUUAUUUUCUUACUCUUGAGAACCAGCAUAAUGUGGCAGCAGUGCAGGAUUUUACUUGUUUUCUGAUGGGAAUGCUGUACAUAAUACGGAGGGAAGGAACAUUUAUUUGUGUCUAAAACAUGUGUCUUAGAUGAGCAAUUUAGUUUCCUGCAUAGCCAUGCUUUUGCGUAACAAAAACCUGCAUAUCUAAUGCCUCUUGUUACACAAGUGUUGUGUGAAUUAAUUUAUUUUUUAAUACUAAGAACAAGAGCUGGUGAAUGAACAUCUUGGUUUUUGUGGACAAAUAGUCAAUGUUUCCCUUUCUAUUCUCCCCACCACUUCUCUCACCUUCCCCAAGAAGGCUUGUGGCAGUGGCUGAGGGGGAGGGGGAAAGAUGAUGGGGAUACUUGGCCUGACUGCUGCCACUGGGACAUUGGCUGCCAACACUGUGCAGGCAUGGCCAUGACUGUAGGGCUUUGGUCGCUGUGAGUGUUGUGAGUCUGGGCCGCAGCCAGACCCCCACCCUAGACAAGGAUGCGCCACCAGUCUCUCCUGCUGCUUCACAAGUAGCACUCGCCUUCUUGCUAGAGGCAAAAAAACCCAAACACCCAAACAUGCAUGUGGGAGCUACUGGCCCAGGCUCGCAGAGCAGCUGCGUUUUUGGGGAGGGUCUGAGGACACAAAACUCAUCUUCUUUUUUUUUUUUUUCUUUUGGCCUCGUGAUUUCCAGCACAACCAAAUUAUGUGGCUGGCAGAACCACAGCCCUUGUUGUAUAGGUUAUUGUAGACUUUGUAACAAAAAACAAACAAACAAACAAACAAAAAACCAAAAAAACCCAACAAAACAAAAACAAACAAACAAACAAAAACACACACAAAAAAAUCAGAAUAGAGACCUUGGCUAUAGCUGGAGGAAAAAAAACCUAAUGUGAGCUUUAGCAUGUGACAAUUUGGCUUCUAGUUGUGUUUGGGUGACCAAAGCUAAGCUUCCCUGUGUAUGUUAUGUGCUGUCCAAACUCAGGCCCCAUUUCCCUCUACAGCACUUCCACCUGCACGGCUAGUAAACACAGAUGUGCUAUGUCAAUGCUGACUUUCGUUGUCAUACCUGAAGGGGCUUCUUAGUCUUGUCUUAGUGUUAAUGUAAUAAACAUGACUGGUUUUCAGA
Messenger RNA from Gallus gallus (chicken), 5085 nucleotides. It is a transcript of the gene LRIT2, whose product is annotated as leucine rich repeat, Ig-like and transmembrane domains 2. Gene Ontology annotation, molecular function: protein binding. The record is from RefSeq and is a predicted model, not a curated record. Bases 1726 to 3312 code for a protein of 528 amino acids. The transcript is spliced from 2 exons. NCBI's taxonomy places the organism in Eukaryota, Metazoa, Chordata, Aves, Galliformes, Phasianidae.